AUGAACAAUAACACCGGAUGGAAAACAAUACCAUAUAUACCAGGAAAUAUACAAAACAUGAUCGAAUAUUUAAUCACAACAACACCAACACCCACGGCAACAGCAACACCAUAUUAUCAACAUGGGUUAGCAGUGGCAGUGGGACUACUUGGCAUAACCACAAUUACGUCAAUUAUCUUCUAUGGCAAAUUAAUAGGUAAAGUGAAAAAGACAUCAACAGCCGAAAUGAUUGCGAUGCCACCAAUUUGA
This is a messenger RNA of Rotaria sp. Silwood2, 249 nucleotides long. The record is from the annotation of a GenBank genome assembly. Lineage: Eukaryota; Metazoa; Rotifera; Eurotatoria; Philodinida; Philodinidae.